Molecule: messenger RNA, 1554 nt
Organism: Penicillium cinerascens
Lineage: Eukaryota; Fungi; Ascomycota; Eurotiomycetes; Eurotiales; Aspergillaceae
Exons: 2
Coding region: 1-1554 (517 amino acids)
Source: RefSeq, a predicted model, not a curated record
AUGCCUGUCGCUGGCCAACAGUCCCCAUUUAACGCCGAAUUCGAUCAGCUCGUCCACAAAAUCCUCGAAGAAUGGAAGAUCCCGGGAUUAUCUAUCGCCGUUGUUCAUGGAUCUCACACCCAUUCCAAGUCCUAUGGACUGGCCGAGUUCCCUGACAAGAAGAUGACAACCGAUGCACUGUUUCCAGCCGCCAGCACCACCAAGGCUUUUACGGGUGCAGCCACUUCCAUGGUCAUCAAAGACAGCAAAGACACCGACUCGCCAAUUGACUGGGAUACGCCCAUCUCAUCUCUGAUUCCAGAUGACUUUGCUCUGGCAGAAGACUACCUAACUAGACACAUCACGCUGGAGGAUGCACUUUCUCACAGGACUGGACAACCGGGCCAUCAUUGGAUGAACACGUAUACACCGGAGGAUGAAACUCUCCAAGAACUCGUUCGCUCAAUGCGGCAUUUACCCAUUUCACACCCUCCUCGGACUCACUUCCAGUAUACCAAUAACAUGUUCAUCGCAGUGACGCAUGCCUUGCAACAACGCACUGGUGUUCCACUUGGCACUUUCCUGAAGGAGCGAAUCUGGGAUCCUAUCGACAUGAAGGAGACCUUUUUGGGGGUUCCCGAAGCCAAGUCCAACCCAUCAGCCGCGCAUAAAGUCGCAGAAGGAUACAUCUGGCUCCCAGAUGACGAGGGUGGCUCUUGGCUUCACGAACCUCAAUUUAAAUGGAGACCAAUGACAGGUGCUGGCGCUAUAGUCAGCAGUGUUCUCGACUACUCGAAAUGGGUGCGAGAGCUGAUUGAAAAAUCGGGACCGCUCAAAGGCCACGAUUCCCUGAUCAAGCCUCGGGUUUUCCAUUUCGAGGAGGGUGAUGUGAAUCUGCCCUUGCCCUCGCCACAUCACGCCUAUGCCUUGGGCUGGUUUGUGGACAACUACCGCGGCCAGGAUUUCUACCACCAUACUGGUAGUUGGCCGGGCUACGGAAGUCUCGUGGGUUUCGUCCCCGACAAACAAUUCGGGUUCGUGAUGAUGGGGAACUCGAAUUCCGCGAGGGAGGGUACACUGAGACUGGCUAUCCAUCUUAUUGAUAAGCUGCUUGGGCCCUCCACGGACCCUUUACACAACGAACGAAUGGCCGCUUGCUUCAACAGACAAAUCGAGGAACGCGAGAACAGGAUGAAGAAUAUACAACGAAGCACGGAAUAUUUCAAGAAGCGUCUGUUUCCUAAUCUCCCUGAGCCUCCACUUCCUCAUUCUCUUGCGUUGGAGAAAUACGCAGGGACGUAUACGCACCCGGCCAAUGCCUCGGUUACUUUCAAGGUUGAGGAUGGCCAGUUGGUCACUGAGAAGACUCGAGGUGCAAUCCCGAGUGUCUUGGGUCUGACUCAUGCAAGUGGUGAGUUCUUCGUCGGUAGGAUGAAGACGCCCAAUUCGGCCAUGAUGGCGCCAUUUAUCGUGGAGUUUCAGAUUGAUCCUACGGGGAAAGCGAGAAAAGUUGGGAUGGAUUUGGAACCAGCUCUGAAGGGAGAGAAGAUCUGGUUUGAGCUACAUGAAGCUUGA